GUUAAGUAGUAGCGCAGAGCAGAUGGAUAUAUCUGUGCCAUGCAGGGCCAGGCAUGCUGGGCAUGAGUGGCAGCGAGGGACAUUCCUGCCAGGGACAGUGGAUGUAGCCCAUGUCCGGGUGGCACCUCCACCUGCAAUGGGGGUAGAAAAGAGGGCUCGGGUCACCCACACUGCUCUGAUCGUUGAGGUGCUGAUGCAGACAUGAGGCAUCCCUUCCUGCAGCCAGUGGGAUGGCCUCACUGCCACUCAAAUUCCCCCAGAACUCAAGCCAUAGACCAGCCCACCCCAAGCAGGAACCUCGGGGCCCUCCCCAAAACCUCAUUGCCAGCCCCACUGGCUGCCAGGGCCACUAGCAUCAGCAGAGCUGCCCAGGCAGAGCCAUCCUGAGGAGAAGUGUGCGGCCACAUCUCUCAGAGUCUCUUUCUCCUGCCACUGCACCCAAAGCUGCAUGCUCAGGGCCUCGCUGCUGGCUCCAUGCAGCCCCGUUGCCGCUGCCUCUUCCUCCUCUUCUGCAUCUUCCAACUCUCUGGGACAUGGGCAGACCUGGAGGGGACCUUCACUGUCCGGCUGCUCCAGACCUCCUUUUUCCAAAACGCAUCCUUCGUGGACACAGAGGGGCUGGGCCUGCUACAAGACAUCCAGCUUGGUUCUCUUGAUAAGCACACCUGGUCCAUCCGCUUCUACCAGCCCUGGGUGCACCCAGCCCUGCCCCGCAGUGACUGGGACACCAUUCAGAACAUGAUCAGGAUCUAUUUGCAGCAGUUCAUCCACCUGAUCAGUGAAGGUGCAAUACAGAAGAAUGUGCCCUACCCUUUUGUGACCCAAUGCAUGGCGGGCUGUGAGGUCUACCCCAACAAGACAUCCCGAGCCUUCGCCUAUGUGGCUUACAAUGGCCAGGACUUCCUCAGCUUCGACACGGACAAUGCCACCUGGGUCGUCUCCCAAGACACCAACCUCUCACGGUACGUUCAGGCUUUUCUCCAGAACUAUACCGCCUUCAGCGAGCUGGUGGAAGUCCUCUUCAACGAGACCUGCGUUGACGACAUGGAUGUGUUAUUGCACUAUGGGAGGGCAGCUUUGGAGAGACAAGAGCCUCCCCUGGCCACAGUCUUCGCCCUCACCCCCAGCCCAGCCCAGCUCCUGCUGGUUUGCCGCGUCACCGGCUUCUACCCACGGUCCAUCAGCGUGGCGUGGCUGCGGGAUGGCCAGGAGGUGCCACCGGGCCCUGCUCUCAACACCAGUGCCAUCCUGCCCAAUGCCGACCUCACCUACCAGCUCCGCAGCACCCUGGCUGUGAUUCCCCGUGACGGGCACAGCUACGCCUGCCGUGUGCGCCACUGCAGCCUGGGCACCCGCAGCCUCCUCAUCCCAUGGGGGAACGCAGAGAUUGUCCUGAUUGUGGGGCUCGGGGCUGGGCUGCUGGCAGCCUUGGCCGUGGCAGCUGUCAUAGCACAUUGGGUGUGGAGAUGCAGUUUGCCACAGCACCGGCUUCUACCAGCAGCUCAUCAGUAUGGCCUAGCUGUGGACAUCCGGGAGGUGACAAAGAGGCAUGGGGCCAGUGCACAGCUGGGGGGCAUGGGGAGCACAGACAUGCAGCUGGGCUUGCAAGCGUGGGACACUGCAAGUUCUUCCUCCUCCCACAGUCACUGUUUUUGCUGCUUCAGCCUUGCUGCCUGCACCAUGCAGCCCUGUCAUCUCUUCCUCUUUCUUCUGCUCCUUCUCCCUGGGAUGUGGGCAGACCCAGAGGCCUUUCCCAUCCUCACCAUCCCAGCAGAGCCACAGGUUCUUCAGCUGCUCCAGACCAGCGUCUUCACCAUCAGCUCUGCUGACAUAUCCAUGGUGACUCUCCUGGAGGAUGUGGCCAUCUUGGCACUGGAUCCUGGCAACUGGAGCAUCCAUUUCCAUUGGCCCUGGGCCAGCCAGGCCACAGCCGAGGGUGAUGCAGAGAAGAUCAAGUCCCACUUCAAAUUCUUUCUGCGCAAUUUCAUCCAAUAUGUGCACAAAAUGGCCCAGCAGGUGCAACUGGACUACCCAUUUGUGAUCCAGAUCCGUGCGGGCUGUGUGCUGCACCCAAAUAAGACAAACCGGGGCUUCAUGAAUGUCGGGGAGGGUGGCAGAGACCUCAUAGCCUUCAACAUGGAGAGCCAGCACUGGGAGCCCCAGCGGCCAUCCCCGCUAGCAGAGCUGACCAGCUAUGGCCUCACAAGCAAGAAGUCCAUCACAGGGUUCCUGGUACACCUCCUCUCCAUCUUCUGCCCGAGCUACACUCUCACCCUGUGCAACUACGGGAGGGCUGAUCUGGAGAGACAAGAGCCUCCCCUGGCCACAGUCUUCGCCCUCACCCCCAGCCCAGCCCAGCUCCUGCUGGUUUGCCGCGUCACCGGCUUCUACCCACGGUCCAUCAGCGUGGCAUGGCUGCGGGAUGGCCAGGAGGUGCCACCGGGCCCUGCUCUCAACACCAGUGCCAUCCUGCCCAAUGCCGACCUCACCUACCAGCUCCGCAGCACCCUGGCUGUGAUUCCCCGUGACGGGCACAGCUACGCCUGCCGUGUGCGCCACUGCAGCCUGGGCACCCGCAGCCUCCUCAUCCCAUGGGUCCUAGAAAACCUCAGCACAGCUCCAACCGUCAGCAUCAUCAUCACAGUGCUGCUCCUUGUGGUCACAGCCUUUGCUGGGGGGGUUUGGUGGUGGAAGUGCAGGAAAGGUGCCGAGUCCACAUGGGAGACCCAGUAAUUCACCAUUUGAGACCUGACUGCCUGCCCAGCAAUGAUAUUCUCACCACCAGCUCUCCAUGCUCAUGUCCCAUCCCUGAUGCAUCAGCACCAAUAGGGGUUUGCUCUGGAAAAUCACUUCAUUAAAGAGCUACAAACUUCCCCA
Messenger RNA from Strigops habroptila (Kakapo), 2877 nucleotides. RefSeq lists its product as uncharacterized. Gene Ontology annotation, biological process: positive regulation of T cell mediated cytotoxicity; immune response; antigen processing and presentation, endogenous lipid antigen via MHC class Ib. Gene Ontology annotation, cellular component: external side of plasma membrane. The transcript has 12 exons. Gene Ontology annotation, molecular function: endogenous lipid antigen binding; exogenous lipid antigen binding; lipopeptide binding. NCBI's taxonomy places the organism in Eukaryota, Metazoa, Chordata, Aves, Psittaciformes, Psittacidae. The coding region runs from base 475 to 2733 and encodes 752 amino acids. The record is from RefSeq and is a predicted model, not a curated record.